UCAGCCAACAAUUAUAAGUAAUACUCUUUGUUUAUUGCUCUCUGAUAACUUAUAAAUUGCUUAUUAAUUACUUAAAGUAAAUCCCGCAAUAAAUUUGUAUUCUUAUCGAUAUUUUCGUUUUGUGGAAUCGGUAGCUUUGUAGGAUCAUUUGGUUGUGUAAAAUUUUAACAGGAAUAUCAGUGUCGCCAGUUUUCUUUUGAUAAAUUUAUUCGUAGCUUGUUAAGAACAUAAUUUUGUUAACAAAAUAGUUUUUUUUUGAUACAUUUAAUUGGGAGUUACUGGCAAGAUGCCAGAAAAUGUCACAUUGCCGGAAAACUCAGAAAGGGAUGAGUUCAAUUUAAAUAACCCACCUACAAAUAAUGCUGCUUCUGAAAGACCUGAGAAAAUAUUCACAAUUGAAGAUAUUUCCGACAGUGAAGGGACACCCUCAAUAAGAACUGUACCUAUUAGAAUUAAAGGAGAUGACUUAUCACUAGCCAGCUCAGAGGACAUCUUAGAAAGAUCAAAAAAUAAUAUACGAGUCAGACACGCCAUAUCAACUAAUGAUGUUCCAUCUGCUUAUUUUCUACCAAGAAGAAUUAACUCCACAUCAGAUUUUAGAAACUACAAAUAUCAGAAAUCUGAACCGAAAAAAUCGGAUAAAAUGGUUCUGAAAUUGGUAGUUCCUGGAAAUAGUAGAAGUGCCAGUCCUAUUCCAAGUUUCCACAAUAAUCAAUACUAUUCAGCAUGUUCGAUAGAGCAGAUGUUGGGGAAUGGCCACUUCAAGGAGAGGCUUAAACCUCCAAGAUUAAAUGUUGUAAAUCCGGACACUAAUGGAGCUUAUAUAAACCGCGGAUACUCUGCGUCUGAUCUAGCAGGGUCUCCUCUUACACCUCGAACACCCUCUGCAUUUAUACCGGACAAUCCCACUCCACAUGAGGAAAAGAAAAGGACAUUUUCGGGAAUAUUAGUUACCACCUUCAGUAUAUUUUAUGCCUUGUUUAAUGUAACAGUUGGCCUUGCACUUUAUGUAACAGAUACUUUAGAUCCCUCCAAUCCAACAGCAGAGAUUUUUAGUGUAUAUCUGGUAAUAGUAUCAUUUCUUUAUAUCUCGUUUUUAAUAAUCGAUAUUUCGAUUUUCUCAAGUAAAAAGAAAAAAUACGAAAACGCGGUGGAAAAAAAUUUGUGUGGCGAGAAUUUAAAAGCCACACAAACUGAAGAUGGAGAAUUUGAGUUUGAGAUAAAUUUACCAGAACUACUAAAAGGUGGAAAAUCCGUCCAACAUAGCUAUUGUUUUAAAAAGGAUAGGCAUAGUACGAAUUUUUAUUUGAAAAUUGGUGCAGCAGCCUUUUGCUUCGGACAUCUUAUUCACGCUGGAAUUCUGGUUGGAUAUCAACUAGUAUUUAUAACAGAAGACAGCGCAAUGUUUUAUGAAUGCGGAUCAAUUCCCACACUUCUGCUAGAUCUACUUUACCCAAUUUACUCUUUUUUUGUACUAUUUUUUAUUUUUAAGUACUCGAACAUCGUUAUAAACAAAUACACGGUAUUAGCAAGGUUUGGUAUGAUGCACUUACUGUCAUCCAGUAUUUGUUUUUGGAUUUGGACAAUAAUGAGGGAAACACUAGAGGCCAUUGCCAGUAAAAAAAUAACUGCAGUCACGGAAGAAAUGGAUAGCGAAGAAACGACUUCAAAAUUAUCUGAACCUUUUGCACUACCAUUAUCAUCGUUCGCCCUAAAUGGUCUAGAACUCUUAAGACAAUCUCCGGACUUCUCGCUUAGACGCUUUACCAAAAUAUGCGUGGACAACGAUUCCUUUAUGGCGGUAAUAUACAAAAAUAUUUCUCCAUACUUAUAUCCAUUCAGCGUAGAAUUCAGUAUUCUAGUUGUUGGCGUAUUAUUCGUGAUUUGGCAGAACAUAGAGCAGUGUGAGGACGCCGAGAAUGAAGACUUGUCGACAUUGCCAUGCAGCAUCCUUUCAGAAUUGCCGUUGCCUGAUAAGGAAGGAAAUGUAGUCAUACAUGCCGAUUGUCAUUCCAGUAACAAGGGUCUCUUUGGUGGGUUUGUCGUUUUGGUAUUGACAGUUGUCAGUAGUAUAUUGUUUUUUAUCGCUGUCUACGACGAAGAUAAGGAUGCUGUUAUUGGAUUGACAAUUAACCUAGUGACAUCAAUUGCUAUCUUAAGCGUAAUGUUUUUGGCAUGCAUUUUUGCUUACAGACAGAUCACAAAAUUGGAUUUUAAUACAGCGAGUCACAAUGUACUAGACAUUGUUUUAUUAUUUGUCUGUAUUCCUGCAUUCUUCCUCAAUGGCGUCUUUAGUAUAAUACCUGCAAUUAUCAACAAAAAUGCAAUGAGUACCGUUUCCAUAAUAUUAGAGAUUUUACAAGUAUUAGUACAGACAGCAUUUCUGCAGGACGGCGUACGACGUUCGAGUAACACAAAAGAAUUACGAAAAACCAAACCUGGAAGAGAGCUAGUAUCUUUUCUGAUUCUCGCCAAUAUAUCAUUGUGGAUAUUACAAACAUUUGAAGUUAAGGCACAUGGUCUUCAAGACAACAGAUACGAUUUCUAUGGAAAGGAAUUGUGGACGAUCUUGGGUCACAUGUGUUUACCAUUAAUGAUGUUUUAUCGGUUCCACGCAUCUGUUUGCUUCGUGGAUGUUUGGAAGUACGCCUAUGUUCCUUCUGGCCAUUAGAUGAUAUUUAUGUAAUAUGUAUUAUUUUUUGUUAAGAAAAUAAAAUUUAGAAAUAA
Diabrotica virgifera virgifera (western corn rootworm) is the source of this 2727-nucleotide messenger RNA. Its product is annotated as proton channel OtopLc-like. Gene Ontology annotation, biological process: proton transmembrane transport. The record is from RefSeq and is a predicted model, not a curated record. Gene Ontology annotation, cellular component: membrane. Gene Ontology annotation, molecular function: proton channel activity. Lineage: Eukaryota; Metazoa; Arthropoda; Insecta; Coleoptera; Chrysomelidae. The transcript has 12 exons. The coding region runs from base 287 to 2671 and encodes 794 amino acids.